AGAUGGAUUUAAUCACAACGCCUACGUCAUGCCGUCUACGCGUGUUUGACGUUUUGUCUGUCUUCUGAGCGUUUUUAAACCGCUAUCAUUUUUGAGACAAGCGCCGGAAGACAUGGUUAAAUAUAAAUUGUAUUAUUUUCUUUCACGCGGAAGAGCCGAAAUGAUCAGGUUUAUUUUUGCCUACGUUGGAGUUGAUUAUGAAGAUAUCAGAAUACCCGACAGCGAGUGGCCGAAACACAAAGAUGGAAUGCCACUUCAAGAGAUGCCAGUUUUGGAAAUUGACGGAGAAAGAUUGUGCCAAUCAACCGCUAUAUACAGGCACCUUGCUCGCGAGUACUUACUAUAUGGAUCGAAUACCAAAGAAGCGUUUUAUAUUGACAUGUAUUGUGCAUGUUUUGAUGAAAUUGGACAAAAAUAUCCUUUCAGAGAGCAAGACAAAUCUCGUAAGGAGUUAUUAAUCAAAGACUUUGAAAAAUCUGCGCCAAAAUCUCUUCUGAGGGUAGAAAAUUUAAUGAUGAAGUAUGGACAUGGUAGUAAGUUUAUUUUGAAUAAAAUCAGCCUGGCCGACUUUUAUUUGUUGUCAUUUGGCGACUUCUUGUUGCCAUUAUGUAGUGAAAUAGUUUCUGGAGUGCCAAAAAUUGCGGAUGUCUAUGAAAAUAUACGAAACCACCCUAAUAUGGUUUCGUGGAUUAAAAAAAGGCCGGUAACACAACUUUAAUUUAAUAGUUAUUUUUGUUAAACCUAUUUUUUGCUUUUAG
Styela clava is the source of this 758-nucleotide messenger RNA. The record is from RefSeq and is a predicted model, not a curated record. NCBI's taxonomy places the organism in Eukaryota, Metazoa, Chordata, Ascidiacea, Stolidobranchia, Styelidae.